Molecule: messenger RNA, 1628 nt
Organism: Alligator mississippiensis (American alligator)
Lineage: Eukaryota; Metazoa; Chordata; Crocodylia; Alligatoridae
Gene: ASL
Product: argininosuccinate lyase
Exons: 17
Coding region: 87-1541 (484 amino acids)
Cellular component (GO): cytosol
Molecular function (GO): argininosuccinate lyase activity
Source: RefSeq, a predicted model, not a curated record
GGAGGCGGGGCUAUGACAUCAGCUGGCUGUGCCUAAAAGCAGCCCUCUGAGCCAGACCCAGCAGAGAUCAGCCAGUGCUUCCCUGCAUGCAGACUGCACAAGUUGCUGAAGUCUCCAGAGGAAACAGGCAGCCUUCAGACAUGACGGCUGAGGGGGAUAAACUUUGGGGGGGAAGAUUUGUAGGAGGCCUGGAUCCCAUCAUGGAGAGGCUCAACUCUUCCAUUGAUUAUGACCAGAGAUUGUCAGAAGUUGACAUCCAAGGGAGCAUGGCUUAUGCCAAGGCCUUGGAAAAGACUGGAAUUCUAACCAAACCUGAGGUGGAGAAGAUCCUGAAUGGACUGGAAAAGAUCUCUGAGGAAUGGUCCAAAGGACUCUUUGUGCUGAACCCAAAUGAUGAGGAUAUCCACACUGCCAACGAGCGCAGACUGAAGGAGCUGAUUGGAGAGGUGGCUGGAAAACUCCACACUGGACGAAGCAGAAAUGAUCAGGUUGUGACUGACUUGAGAAUGUUCAUGAGGAAUUUCUACUCUGUGCUGUCUGCUCACCUGCUGCAGCUCAUUAGGGCUCUGGUGGAGCGAGCUGCCGUAGAAACCGAUGUCAUCUUCCCUGGCUAUACCCACAUGCAAAGAGCUCAGCCAAUCAGAUGGAGCCACUUCUUGCUCAGUCAUGCUGUUGCUCUGCUCCGGGAUUCUGAACGUCUGAGAGAAAUCAAGAAAAGGAUCAACAUUCUGCCUUUGGGAAGUGGUGCUGUGGCCGGCAACCCACUCAGUAUUGAUAGAGAGUUCCUGCGUAAGGAACUUGAUUUUGCCCAAAUCAGCCUGAACAGCAUGGAUGCUGUCAGUGAACGUGACUUUGUGGUGGAGUUCCUCUUCUUUGCCUCCCUUGUGAUGACUCACCUGAGCAAGAUGGCUGAAGAUCUCAUCCUCUACAGUACAAAGGAGUUUGGCUUUGUGACCCUGUCUGAUGCCUACAGCACCGGCAGUAGCCUGAUGCCUCAGAAGAAGAACCCUGAUAGCCUGGAGAUAAUCCGCAGCAAGGCUGGACGUGUGUUUGGAAGGUGCACAAGCAUUCUUAUGAUCCUCAAAGGACUUCCAAACACCUACAACAAGGACCUCCAGGAAGACAAGGAGGCAGUCUUUGAUGUUCUGGAUACUCUGAACGCUGUGCUUCAGGUGGCAACUGGAGUAAUUUCUACUCUCCAGAUCCACAAAGAGAACAUGGAGAAAGCCUUGAGCCCUGACAUGCUGGCUACUGAUCUUGCUUACUACUUGGUUCGUAAAGGGAUGCCGUUCAGACAGGCUCACAUGACAUCGGGAAAGGUCGUCCACUUGGCUGAGAGUAAGGCCAUCUCCCUCAGUCUUCUCACUCUUGAGGACAUGAAGAGCAUUAGCCCCCUGUUUGCAAGCGACGUGUCCCAGGUGUGGGACUAUGUCAACAGCGUGGAGCAGUACACUGCCCCUGGUGGCACUGCCAAGAGCAGCGUGAAUGCACAGAUCGAGAAGCUGAGGGAGAUGAUGGAGGCCCAAAAGGAACCGUUCUGAAUGUCUGGAAAUUAUGCUGUGUAGGCUUUGUGCUUGUUGCAUUCAUUCUAAAUUAAUAAACAGUGAUGCUUUGCAAAUUCACCAAAA